Messenger RNA from Cryptotermes secundus, 4864 nucleotides. RefSeq lists its product as uncharacterized. NCBI's taxonomy places the organism in Eukaryota, Metazoa, Arthropoda, Insecta, Blattodea, Kalotermitidae. The record is from RefSeq and is a predicted model, not a curated record. Gene Ontology annotation, biological process: protein phosphorylation. The coding region runs from base 488 to 4459 and encodes 1323 amino acids. Gene Ontology annotation, molecular function: protein binding; ATP binding; protein tyrosine kinase activity. The transcript is spliced from 19 exons.
GUGUGUGUUAAUGAUGGUUAACGAUGUUAGUGAGGUUUUCGGAAAUCGAAAGAGACAGAAUUAACGUCAUUAAACGUUUUAUAAAUGGCAAACUUAAAUUUUGAAUGGCGUAUAGACCCUUGCACAGAAGGGUGUCUGAGUGCAUUAAAGUGGCUUUUGUUUGAGUGAAAGUUAUAUGGAACGUCGUUUUGUAUGUGUGCUAGGAGAUUUCGUAUGUUCCAUGUACCAUGAAAUAUCCAGUUGUACUCCUUGCUGUCAAACUUCAUUAUGUAGUCUGACGUUUUAAGCCAGAUAUUUAUCAUCAUGUGUAGGAAAUGACUCAGUUUCACACUGAAGCAAAUAGAAUGUCAUUUUUCAAUGUUUUCCUUCAACAUUUUAGCAUCAAGGGCAAUUACUGUUGAUGUAAUAAAUAAGAAGUGAAUUACGGAACUUGACUGGAUCACCUUACUUUAGUACUUUUCAAAAGUGUACAUGCAUACUUUAUAAAAUGGCAGCUGAUGAAGGUGGCAUUGAGUGGCUGUACGAGUUGCUGCAGGAUGUGCAAUUGGAACAGUUCUUCACAAGAAUUAGAGAUGAUUUGCAGGUGACUCGUUUAACCCAUUUCGAUUAUGUCCAAGCUGAAGACUUAGAAAAAAUUGGUAUGAGUAAACCUGGAGUGAGGCGUCUGAUUGAGGCUGUGAAGAAGCGCAGGACACAACAGUGGAAACGAAAUAUCCUGACAAAACUGAUCCCAGCAACAGGAAGUACAGGUGGAGGCAAGACUGGAACCAGCAGGAGAGGCAUUCACAGUGAUGAUGGGCUCACCUCUAUAAGCCUGACGUGUCUUAUUCAGGAAAAAGAUGUCAGCCUGUCUGUGAAGCUGGGUGAUGGUUCAUUUGGUGUGGUAAGGAGAGGUGAAUGGACAACUCCAAGUGGACGAUCACAGCCUGUAGCUGUGAAAGUUUUAAAGCAAGAUGCUCUUAGUCAGCCUGGAGUGUUUGAAGACUUUGUGAAGGAAGUACAAGCCAUGCAUCAGUUGGAUCAUCCAAACCUUAUACGGUUAUAUGGUGUUGUGCUCACGAAUCGUAUGAUGAUGAUCACAGAGCUUGCCCCACUUGGCAGUUUGUUGGAUUAUCUCAGGAAGCAGUGCCAGCAUACUCCUGUCACCACAUUGUGGGACUAUGCGCUUCAAGUAGCUACUGGGAUGGCUUACCUGGAAUCAAAGAGAUUCAUUCAUAGGGAUCUGGCAUGCCGCAAUGUCUUGCUUGCAGCAGCUGAUAAGGUGAAGAUAGGAGACUUUGGCCUCAUGCGAGCACUUCCACAGCAGGAGGACUGUUAUGUUAUGACAGAACAUAAAAAAGUUCCAUUCCCAUGGUGUGCCCCUGAGAGCCUUAAGAGUCGACAGUUCAGCCAUGCAUCAGAUACAUGGAUGUUUGGUGUCACACUGUGGGAGAUGUUUACAUUUGGAGAAGAGCCAUGGAUAGGAUUAAAUGGGACACAAAUCUUGCAUAAGAUAGACCGAGAAGGAGAGCGAUUACAUGAGCCUGAAGCAUGCCCUCCUGAUCUGUAUCAGCGUAUGUUGCAGUGUUGGGCCAAAGUUCCCACAGAUCGACCCACGUUUCAAGCCCUGAGGGACUUCUUCUCUGAAACACUGCCUCCUGUCAUGAAGGCAACCCGGAAAUUUGAUGAGGCAGACAAGCUGCUUAUUGAACCAGGAGACACCAUUGUUGUUAUUGAUGGCAGAGCAGAACUUUAUUGGUGGAAAGGGCAGAAUCAGCGCACGUUUCUCAUUGGUCAGUUCCCAAGGUGUUUGGUGGAUCCAAUGAGAAGGAAAGUUGUAGAAGACAUUAGCAAACCUCUUCAGAACUCUUUUAUCCAUACAGGUCAUGGAGCUGUGUGUGGAAAAUCCUGGGGUAACCCUUCUUUUAUAGACGAAGUUUAUUUGCGAAAUCCUAUGGAACCUCCUGAUGUAUUAGGUAUGGCACAAGACCCAGGCCCAGCUCCUAAACUGCCUGACAGGAAAAAGAAAAUUUCGCAAGAGGCCAGAGGACGAAGCAACCAGAAACAGUUUAAUUAUUCAAAGCUGACGGAUGAAUCGUCUCAGAAUUUUGGUGAUGGACGUAAAGUGACAUGUACUGAAACAUUAACAGCUGUCACAAAUGAGACCAAGAGCAAAACAAGCUUAACCGAAGGAGUGUUGAUAGAUUUCGUUGCUCCUGUGGAGAUUAAGUCGUCAGCGCUUUCCAUUUCCACUUCAGAAAAUACAUACAGAAAUUCUAUUAUGGAUGAGCCGAUAGAUGUUAUAGAAGAAGAGUUCUGGGGCGAUGGACAAGUAAGCAGCCGCACAUAUGAGAACUGUUCGUAUGAUGCUGCUGCUGGCAGCUACCCCAGCAACAUGGAUUUAGAUCAAAUUUCUGUUAAUACAAGAUCUGAGUCACCAGAUCCAUUCGAUACCUCACGUGUGUACGGUCCUAACAGAUACUACUCUCGUGUGAUGCCUGAGGUGCUUGCACUGCCCUCUGUUUCUGGACCCAGUACAGAUGCUGACACUGCUAAUAUUUCAGAACAAAAAUCUAUGCAGAACACAUAUCAGAACAUAGAUCACUACACAGAGAUCUUGUCUGUAAAGGAGUCAUCAGAGUCUCAUCAGACUACUUGGCCAAGCGAUGUUGGUAUGGACAAUAUGCCUUUACAUUCUCCACCUCCAGUCCCUGUUUGGCCUGACAGUAGUGUAUUUCAGGAUAAUGUGAACUCUUCUGUUAUUACAAGUGUGUCAUCUAGUCAGCCAAUGAAACAAGUUACAAGUGAAGAAAACAUUAAGUCUCCAGUAAAGAUGUUUGAUGCAAAAUUUAUUGCAGAAUUAGAGAAACAUUUAGGGCAGAAAGAAGCUAGUGCAAACACAAAUCCACCAAAUGGCAAUGUGAGGUCUUUGCCCACAAAUGUGUGUUCCAAUUUUCCUGCUGGAAAAGUUGCAACUCCAACAAAUACAGGCUCUGCUUCAAGAAGUAAACAGAAUGGGGCUCCUGGGACUUCAGUUAUUCCAGCCCUGAAACCUCCACCUCAGUCAAAUAAAGUAUUGCAGAAGAAUUCGUCUCUGACAACUUCUAGCAUCAAGAUGCUGCAGAAUUCAUGGGAAUGGAAGACUGUGAACUUGAAGUCUGGAGAUGGAGCAGCAAGUGGUCUACCAAAGACAUCACAUUCUCACCCACUACCUUCACAGAAGGAACAGAAUGGGACUGAUAACUCCAGUGAGAGGUAUGGAAAUUUAAGUCUUGCUGAUUGCGGCAACGUUCUGCAGAAUGAUUCCAACACCAGCAGUAAUCUAACGGCGUUGCAACAGCCCCACUACGGUUCUGUUAGCAACUUGGCAACACAGCAGUCAUCACAACUUUACAGCAACCAACAGCAGUUACGCUUUGUCACUAAUGGAAAUGCCAGCCAGUCUGUAAACACGUUAGUGCCUCACCAGCUGUCUCAUUAUGGUUCUGCCAGUAACAUCACUACAGCACAGUAUGGAUCUCCAGUUCAGCAACAACACAAUUAUAGCAGUAAUGCAGUGCAGCAGCACUUACAUUAUACGUCCACAAGAAACCUUAGUGCAACCACAUCACAACAGUUCAGCUCAAUCAGUAGUCCUGCCCUUAUGCAACAUGGGAAGAGCAAUAUCCAUAAUACAUUCCCAGCUACUGGCUCAGCAUUACUUCCCCAGAAUGAAACAGAAUUACUGGUUAAGGAAAUAGCAAUGUUAAACAUUAAUCAAGUAUGGAAUCAAAGAGCUUCAAAAGCUAAACCGGGUGAAUCUCUCAAUUAUGAACCCACUGGCUCAUCAUCUCUGUCUCUAGUCCCACAUUCCAGCAGUGCAAGUGGCAGUGUUACCUCUGUAAUGUAUCCAUUGAUUGAAAAUAGUUUGAUGUCUGUGUCUACCGGUUUGUCUGGUGUUGGUACAGUGUGUAGUAAUAACCAGAGUGCAGCUGGCAUUAGAAGUACAGUGAUGCAAGAAACAAGGACUUCAGGAUUGUCUACAGAGAAAUACUUCCCUUCAAGUAGUGGUUCUGUUUGUUCUCCGUUUCAGCAGCAUGGAGUCAGCCCAGCAGGUUCAAGUGCAGAUGGAGGACCAAGAAUAAGUAGUGGGUUGACUUUCCCAACAUGGGCAGAACUCCAGCAACAGACAUACCAGUAUGACAGUACAUCACUGAAUCCCAGUGCUGCUAAAGUGGCAGUGUCACUUAGUGGAGAAUUGUGGAAAACCAAAGUACAAAGGUUGCUGCAGGAGAUUGGUGAUUCUGCAGCUGAGGAGGAGGGCUUGGCAGCCCUUCAAGCCACAGGCUGGGAUGUACAAGCAGCUGUGAGGCAGGUUAAGCUCAAUCAACUGCUCAGGCUGGGAAUAGCUUCAAGACAUCAGUGUGAAGUUGCACUUCAGAAAUCAAGUUGGAAUAUUGAGAAAGCUGCAUCUACCAUACUGGAUGAAAUGAAGAGUUAAUAUCUUCUUGUGUUGGGAACAAGCAGGUGAUAAUGGGGAUAUGCAAAUAGUUAUAGCUGAUGUAAAACAAAAAGCAAUCAUAAACUGAAUCCUGUAUUAUACUCACAAUUUGUGACAUUCAGUUUCUGUUGUAUUGAGAUUUACAGGCCUGUUUUCGUCUUCCCAUUGAUAAUGACUUCAUGACAUGUCUCAGCACAAAUGACUUGUGUACAGAUGAAACAUAUGGGUUGUAAACAAGCAAACUGAGAUUUUAGAUUGAAUAUUAGGUUCUCUUGUGGUUUAUUUCAUAAUGCUUUCAGUGUCUGUCCUGUUGUAACACAAAUUCACCUGGAGAUAAUUUAUUUUCUCAUUAUGUAAGAUUUGAGGCUUUCACGGCGGUGACUAUGAAGAAAGCAGUCUUCUGGG